Messenger RNA from Helianthus annuus (common sunflower), 1992 nucleotides. RefSeq names its product 5-amino-6-(5-phospho-D-ribitylamino)uracil phosphatase, chloroplastic. The transcript has a single exon. The coding region runs from base 641 to 1720 and encodes 359 amino acids. The record is from RefSeq and is a predicted model, not a curated record. NCBI's taxonomy places the organism in Eukaryota, Viridiplantae, Streptophyta, Magnoliopsida, Asterales, Asteraceae.
ACAAAAAGAAAAUAAGAUGACGUUCAGGCACCGACACGUAUGCAUUCCAAACACUUUGGGUUCCGCCAUACGCAACCAAACCCCUCUCUCUCUCUCUAUAAACUUCUUCUUCCUCUUCAUUCUCUAAUCAUCUUCUUCUUCUCUAUCCGUUCACCAUUUCACCUUCUUCAUCCCCCACUUCUUCAAUUCAUCAUAUUCCCAUAUAUAUACACCCACCUUCAAUCUUCAAUUCAAGAUUUAUAUCCAUCAACCCCUUUUUUCCUGUGCAUAUUCUUGGACCUUUGGUCUUUACUUUCAUCUAAUCACUUGUUUUAUCCAAUAAAGUUUCAAUCUUUAAGCUCAAUUUGAGGAUCUUUAAGCUGUUUGGUGUUGUUAUUUCAUCAAUUUGGGAAUCUUUAUUGUUGGGUUUUGAUUGUUAUUUAAUAAAGUUUGGAUCUUUAUUUAUAAAAACCCUGUUCCCCCUUCUUUUGGGUGUUUGUCAAGAUUAAUUAAUCCAAAAUUCCCAUAAAGAAGAUUCCUUCAAUUUAAUACUUUAUCUCAUUGGGAGAAUCAAAUCAUCAAUUGGGUCAAUUAGGGUUAGGGUUCUUGAUUUAAAUUGAAUUUGGGUGGGGGUUUCAACUUUCAAUUGGUUUGUUAGAAAAUGAUUGAAUCAGUUGGUGCAAUUUCCCUUUUAGGGUAUAGUCCAAUUUUAGGUCAUUGUUUGAAAGAUUGUUCCUUUAACCGAGUUGCAAUGAGCCCGAAUCGAUUGAAUCGGGUUUGGUCAAACAGAACCCGGGCGAUGGAGUUGACUAAGGAGGUGUAUAAUUUUAAGGAAGAAGAUAGGUUUUCUAAGGGUUUUGAUUAUGAAAGUGAUAGUGUUGUGGACCGAAAGCCCGGGUUGUGGCCGCCUAACAACAAAGCGGAUAACCCGUCGUUGCAUAACCCGUUGUUACGACAAGAACGGAUGGGGUGCGGUUGGUUAGGUGCGGUUUUCGAGUGGGAAGGUGUUAUAGUCGAAGAUAAUCCCGAUCACGAGAAGCAAGCGUGGCUCGCGCUUGCUCAAGAAGAAGGCAAGUCUCCGCCUCCGUCUUUUAUGCUGAGGAGGAUUGAGGGGAUGAAAAACGAGCAGGCAAUUUCGGAAGUUCUUUGUUGGUCAAGAGACCCGAGUCAACUCAAGCGGAUGUCGUUAAGGAAAGAACAGAUCUAUCAAGCGUUACAAGGCGGGGUGUACAGGUUUCGUGACGGGUCAAAAGAGUUCAUAAACGUUUUGACUCGUUACAAUAUCCCGAUGGCUUUAGUCUCGACACGACCAAGAAAAAAUCUUGAAGAAGCUAUUGGGUCGAUCGGGAUAAACGGGGUUUUUAACGUGGUUGUGACGGCAGAAGACGUUUAUAGAGGGAAACCGGACCCUGAAAUGUUUGCGUAUGCAGCGCAGUUGUUGCAGUUUAUACCCGAGAGGUGUAUUGUGUUUGGUAACUCGAAUUUAACAAUCGAGGCUGCUCACGAGGCUAGAAUGAAGUGUGUGGCGGUGGCUAGUAAGCAUCCAGUUUACGAGCUGAGUGCGGCUGAUCUGGUUGUGAGGUGGCUCGAUGAGCUUUCGAUUGUUGAUUUGAAGAAUCUUGCUGAUGUUGAAUCUUCGGAGUUUGGAGCGGAACCCGAGGUGGAGAUGGAGUUGGAGGUAGAAGAUGACGCGUACGCUUCUUCACGGGUCGCUAUUGAUGAUCAUGAUGAUUUCUGGUAAUGUGUUGUGAAUUUGUACAGUAGGUUUUAUGGGUUGAAUCUUGAUGUUAAUGGUGGAAUUAUGCAUCAGUUACUUAUAGUUUAUAGAUAUGGAAAGGGGGAUAUGGGAAAUUAAAAGGGAAAAGGGUAAAGGGUAGUCUGCAUUAGAUUACCAUUUGUAUGUGUUAUAUAUGUGUAAUCUGUAUAUAAGUAUUUCACCUUCAUAGUUGUUUCAUCUUUUGUAUUUCUUUUUUGUUACAUGUAAAUUGGAUACCGACACAGCUUCUAAUCGUC